Molecule: messenger RNA, 2737 nt
Organism: Periophthalmus magnuspinnatus
Lineage: Eukaryota; Metazoa; Chordata; Actinopteri; Gobiiformes; Gobiidae
Gene: crnkl1
Product: crooked neck pre-mRNA splicing factor 1
Exons: 14
Coding region: 128-2659 (843 amino acids)
Biological process (GO): mRNA splicing, via spliceosome; spliceosomal complex assembly
Cellular component (GO): Prp19 complex; precatalytic spliceosome; U2-type catalytic step 2 spliceosome
Molecular function (GO): protein binding
Source: RefSeq, a predicted model, not a curated record
GCACUGUGGGGCUGUCAUGGCUGCGCGGAUUUGACCGAAACGUUUGCGCCCCGGUUUCACGUUUUAUUUGACAUUUUUCACGAAUAUAAAUCCAGUUUAAGGAGUUUAGACGCCCCGUAGCGGAAGAAUGGCGUCCACCGCGGCGGGAAAGCAACGCAUCCCGAAAGUGGCGAAGGUGAAGAACAAGGCUCCGGCUGAAGUUCAGAUCACCGCUGAGCAGCUCCUGAGAGAGGCCAAAGAGAGAGAGCUCGAGCUGCUGCCUCCACCUCCCAAACAGAAGAUCACAGACAAAGAGGAGCUCAACGACUACAAGCUCAAGAAGAGGAAGGGGUUUGAGGACAACAUUCGGAAGAACCGCACAGUGAUCAGUAACUGGAUCAAAUACGCACAAUGGGAGGAGAGUCUGCAGGAGGUCCAGAGGGCUCGGUCUAUCUACGAGCGCGCCCUGGACGUGGAUCACCGAAACAUUGCGCUGUGGUUGAAAUAUGCCGAGAUGGAGAUGAAGAGCCGACAGGUGAACCACGCCCGGAACAUCUGGGACCGCGCCAUCACCAUCCUGCCCCGAGUCAACCAGUUCUGGUACAAGUAUACGUACAUGGAGGAGAUGCUGGGGAACGUGGCAGGCUGCAGACAGGUGUUUGAGCGCUGGAUGCAGUGGGAGCCAGAGGAGCAGGCCUGGCAUUCUUACAUCAACUUUGAGCUGCGAUACAAAGAGGUGGACAAGGCACGCAGCAUCUAUGAACGAUUCGUGAUGGUGCAUCCGGAGGUGAAGAAUUGGGUGAAGUUUGCUCGUUUUGAGGAACGUCACGGAUACAUCGCUCACAGCAGAAGAGUUUAUGAGCGUGCCGUGGAGUUCUUCGGAGAGGAUUACGUGGACGAGAACCUGUACGUGGCCUUUGCCCGCUUUGAGGAGACGCAGAAAGAGUUUGAGCGUGUGCGUGUUAUCUAUAAGUACGCUCUGGACCGCAUCCCAAAGAGCCAGGCCCAAGAGCUGUUCAAAAACUACACCGUCUUUGAAAAGAAGUUUGGAGACCGACGCGGCAUCGAGGAUGUCAUCGUGAACAAGAGGAGGUUCCAAUACGAGGAGGAGGUCAAGGCGAACCCCCAUAACUACGACGCAUGGUUCGAUUACCUGCGUCUGCUGGAGAGUGACGCAGAUCCGGACACGGUCAGAGAUGUUUACGAGCGCGCUAUCGCUAACGUGCCACCAAUACAGGAAAAGAGACACUGGAGACGCUACAUCUACCUGUGGAUCAACUACGCACUGUACGAGGAGCUGGAGGUCAAGGACGCAGAGCGAACACGGCAGGUUUAUCAGGCCUGCCUUGACCUCAUUCCUCACAAAAAGUUCACCUUUGCAAAAAUGUGGCUCCUCUUUGCUCAGUUUGAGAUCAGACAGAAAAACCUCCAAGCAGCUCGAAAAGUCAUGGGCACAGCGAUCGGUAAAUGUCCGAAGAACAAGCUGCUAAAGGGCUACAUCGAGCUGGAGCUGCAGCUGAGAGAGUUUGACCGCUGCCGAAAACUCUACGAGAAGUACCUGGAGUUUGGCCCGGAAAACUGUACCACCUGGAUCAAGUUUGCCGAGCUGGAGAGCAUUCUGGGAGAUACGGAGCGCGCCCGGGCUAUAUACGAGCUGGCCAUCGGGCAGCCAAGACUCGACAUGCCAGAGGUUUUGUGGAAGUCCUACAUCGACUUUGAGAUCGAGCAAGAGGAGUUUGAAAACACCAGAAACCUGUACAAGAGACUCCUGCAGAGAACGCAGCAUGUCAAGGUGUGGUUGAGCUUUGCUAAGUUCGAGCUGUCCGUGGACUCAUCUGAGCGCGUGCUGAAGAGUCGACAGGUUUACGAGGACGCAAACCGCAGCUUGAGAAACUGUGAAGAGAAGGAAGAGCGGCUGAUGCUGCUCGAAGCCUGGAGGGACUUUGAAAACCAGUUUGGAUCCACCCAGAACCAAGACCGGGUCAGAAAACUGCUCCCCGAGAAGGUGAAGAAGAGGAGGAAGGUCACCGCAGAGGACGGGUCCGAGGCUGGCUGGGAGGAAUAUUAUGACUACAUUUUCCCAGAAGACUCAGCAAACCAGCCCAACCUCAAACUACUUGCCAUGGCCAAGAUGUGGAAGAAACAGCAGGUGGUGGCAGACGAGACAGAAAACAAUGCAGAAAGUUCACCCGGAAAACCAUCAGAAAGACGCGAAUCGCAAUCGGAAUCUUCAACAUCAAGUUCUGAGUCUGAGGAAGGCGAGGAGGGAGACAAGAUGGAGGCGAGGAAUUCUGCAAGGGGAGGGGAGGAGGAGGAGGAGAAUCAAAGAGAGGAGAGUGGAGAGGAGAAUGGAGAGAUGCAGAAAAGAGGGCAGGAGAGGGCUGAGGGAGGAGAGAGAGGGGAGACUCAGAAGAGGGAAGGGGAGAGAGGAGAGAGGGAUGAGAGGAAAGGGAGAGGGGAAAGAGAAGAGACCCACAGGACCCAGGGUAAGGGAGGAGAGGGGGAUGAGAGAGGAGGGGAAACCCAGCGGAGGGAUAGGGAGGGAGGACAGACUCAGAGAAGGGGGGAGGAUGGAGGAGAAAGGGAGAGAGGAGAGAGGAAUGAGAGAAAAGAGGCAGAGGAGUAUGACGAUCGCGAUGAGUCGGGGAGCAGCAGCAGCAGUGAUAGUGAUGAAGAGUGAAACAGAAAUAAUGGACAAACUAUUGAAUAUUUUUACUAUGUCUUUACGUGUCUUUAUAAAAUAUCAGUUUAAACUUAA